This is a messenger RNA of Dentiscutata erythropus, 512 nucleotides long. NCBI's taxonomy places the organism in Eukaryota, Fungi, Glomeromycota, Glomeromycetes, Diversisporales, Gigasporaceae. The record is from the annotation of a GenBank genome assembly.
GAUUAAUGCCUACCCAAUUUUUAAAAACUCAUUAUCGACGAGGUGCUAGUGUUUUAACACCGGAGCAGGUCGAAGAAAUCAGAUGCCUUAAAAAUAAGGUUCCCGCAUAUAUGAUAGUAAGAGACUACUAUAUCAAUAAAAAUCACGUCUUUGAUAUAUGGAAUAAUAAUGAACGUUUGCAACAGAGUGGUGAAUAUGUAUUAGCUGAUAUGCUUCCAAAGGCAUCUAGCCCCAGCGAGACUGAUAGCAAGAAAAAAAAGACUGGAGGGACUAAGCCGAAAGAAAAAUUCAAAUCCAAGUUCAUUUGUAUUUCUGAACUACCCGUUACUCAGAUGCCUUCUUUAGGACCGAUUCAACUAUUCUCUAUGAAUUUAGAAAGCUCAGAUAUAAACAAAGAGGAAUUAUGCACGUCAUAUGAGAAGAUAGUUGAAAAAAACAGUGAAUAUGAAGAGUAUAACUCACCUAUUCCUCUACCAACCUUUGGCAAGAAGUUUAUCAUAGCAUGUCUGUAG